UUUCCUGUCAUAGCACUCAAAAAUUUAAUCCGAAAAUUUGCAUUUCCCCCAAAUCUCGUGUCAGUGUUCCCCCCAACCCCAAAACCGCCCCCAAAAAUGCCCCAAACGGCAUAAAUUGACUUUGGUGGCAUUGCCCCCACCACUCGUCAUUUUGACGUUUCAAGAAAAUGGCUGAUCUCUUUGCAAAAGUGUCUUGUACUAAUUGCGAGGAAGAAAUAACGGGAAUUCGUGUCCAAUGUUGCGUUUGCGAGGAAUUCGACAUUUGCUUGCAGUGUUUUUCAACGGGGGCCGAAAUUGGGACACAUAAAAACGAUCAUGCUUAUAAAUUUGUGGAACACUGGUCGGUUAGUAUUUUUGGGGGCAAGGGGAAUUGGACCGGGGGCGAAGAACUCCAAUUAUUGGACGCUGUCGAGUUGUAUGGGUUUGGAAAUUGGGAGUUAGUGAGUCAACAUGUCGAAACACGGAGUCCUGAAGAAGUGAGAGAUGAGUACAUUUCGCGUUAUUUAGAUGGUAAUAUAGGGAAAGCAACAUGGGCUGAGUCACGUGACCGUCAACCCAUGUUAAUUGAUCAUGUACCUGAAGAUAAUGGACCAUUAUCACCCUCAGUAAUUGCACGAUUGCCACCAUUAGAUAUAACACCAGAAGAAGCUCAAUUAUUAGGUUAUAGACCACACAGAGAUGAUUUUGAGAGGGAAUAUGACAUGUCUGCUGAACAACUUGUGUCAACUUUACAAUUAGACACUUGUGAAGAUACUGAAGUUGAAGUAGCGUUAAAAUUAUCAAUGGUUGAUAUGUACACUAGGAGAUUGCGUGAAAGAGCGAAACGAAAACGAAUCGUUCGUGAUUAUCAAUUGGUUGCAAAAUUUUUCUCAAACCAAAGAAAAGAUUCCAAUAAGAGAGUUCAAACAAAAGAGGAGAAGGAGCUUAGAGAAAAUAUGAAAGUUUUUAGUCAAUUUUUAACAUCCAAUGAACAUGAACAAUUAAUUAAUAAUCUCGAAAGAGAGAAAGAAUUACGUCAUCGUUUAUCAGAAUUGUACAGAUAUAGAAGUUUAGGUUUAACAACACAAGAGGAAGUUAUACAUCAAGAACAACACAUGGCGUAUCAGAAACAACAAAAUAAGUCUGGCAGCAGUGGCUAUCAAAUAUCAGUUCCGGAGAUCCAGUCAAAAAACGGAAAAAACGAAGAAAACCAAAAUUUAUCCGAAAAAAAAUUCACGUCAGAAGAGCCAAACAACUCGAACUCGGAUAAUUUGAGACCACCGUCACCUAAUGCCUUACCGUUAGGAUCCUUAUUGUCCCAACAUGAAAUACAGCUUUGCAAGAAUUUAAAUUUGCAACCCGUCCAAUAUACAACUCUGAAAUCGCUUAUUAUUCAGGAAAAUCUCUUGUCUCCAAAUCGACAUCGUACUGUUGAAAUUGAUAAAAAUUCGUCAGAAGUUAGCGUCAAAGAUGUUGUUACGCAAUAUCUUAGUCAUAGUGGUUGGCUUCCGGGGGUUUCAGUUGUCUGAUCUUUGAAUUAUUUUUAGUUAGCUGGGUUAGUGUCCUUUUUAUAGUGUAAUUGACACUUUUAAAUUGUUGUAGUGGUAUAAAGUUAUCAUGUAUUAGGAGGGUGUUGACAAAUUAUCAAAGUAUUUAUUUUUAUUUAAAAUCAUGUUUAAUUACAAUUAAUGUAAGGGUACCAUUAUUUUAAGACUGUUUGUAUAUAAAGUAGGUUUUAGUGAAAUUAAAGCGAAUGACUGAGUAAAGGGUUUUAAAUGAGAA
Molecule: messenger RNA, 1761 nt
Organism: Tribolium madens (black flour beetle)
Lineage: Eukaryota; Metazoa; Arthropoda; Insecta; Coleoptera; Tenebrionidae
Gene: Ada2b
Product: transcriptional adapter 2B
Exons: 10
Coding region: 168-1508 (446 amino acids)
Biological process (GO): chromatin remodeling; regulation of transcription by RNA polymerase II
Cellular component (GO): SAGA-type complex; nucleus
Molecular function (GO): zinc ion binding; transcription coactivator activity; chromatin binding
Source: RefSeq, a predicted model, not a curated record